This is a messenger RNA of Mastomys coucha (southern multimammate mouse), 2600 nucleotides long. It is a transcript of the gene Habp4, whose product is annotated as hyaluronan binding protein 4. Gene Ontology annotation, cellular component: cytoplasm; nucleus. Lineage: Eukaryota; Metazoa; Chordata; Mammalia; Rodentia; Muridae. Gene Ontology annotation, biological process: positive regulation of translational initiation; positive regulation of RNA splicing. The transcript is spliced from 8 exons. The coding region runs from base 183 to 1418 and encodes 411 amino acids. Gene Ontology annotation, molecular function: RNA binding. The record is from RefSeq and is a predicted model, not a curated record.
UGAGCGCCGGGGGCCGAAGGGCGUGUCCACCAGCGCUCAUUGGCUGGGACGCGCAGGCCGGGAGGAGCCGACCGCGGGGCCGGGAGUGCGGCGGCGGCGGCGGCGGUAGCAUGGGUCCUCGCCCGCGGCUUCGCUGAACCUCACUGGCCUGGGCUGCCCGCGGCGCCCGCAGCGGCGGCGUCAUGAAAGGGGCCCUGGGGAGCCCGGUAGCCGCCGCGGGCGCCGCGAUGCAGGAGACGUUCGGCUGCGUCGUGGCCAAUCGCUUCCAUCAGCUGCUGGACGACGAGUCGGACCCUUUCGACAUCCUGCGGGAGGCCGAGCACCGGCGCCAGCAGCAGUUGCAGCGCAAGCGUCGCGAUGAGGCGGCGGCGGCCAGCGGGGCCGGGCACCGUGGCGGCAGGAGCCCGGCUGUGGCCUCAGGACACAGGCCCGGCGCAGGCGGCCGCAGGGAGUCGCAGAAGGAGCGCAAGAGCCUCCCGGCGUCCGGCGCACAGCAGCCAGACAGCCCUGGGGGCCCGCAGCCGCCAGGCCAGAAGCGGACUCCUAGAAGAGGGGAGCAGCAAGGAUGGAAUGACAACAGGGGGACAGACGUGGUGCUUGACAGAGCAGAGCGAAGGUCCUACAGGGAAUAUCGGCCCUAUGACACUGAGAGACAGGCCGACUUGACAGCGGAGAAGUUUACUGACGAAAAACCAGUUGACAGGUUUGAUCGGGACAGACCACUGAGAGGACGUGGAGGCCCCAGAGGAGGCCUGAGGAACAGAGGCCGGGGCGGUCCCGGGAACAGAGCUUUUGACUCCUUUGACCAAAGAGGGAAACGAGAUUUUGAAAGAUACAGUAGCAAUGAUAGAGCACACAGAAUGGAGGACAGUAUGGGUAGCUGUGGCGUUCGCCCCUGGGGAUCAGGUAAAGACACUAGUGAUACAGAGCCACCUGCACCCAUGGAAGAGACUUCGAUGAUGGAGGAGUGCCAGAGCGCCCUGGACGAGGAGGCCGCAGCCAAAGUUCCUGAGUUGGAGGUAGAAGAGGAAAAUCAAGUCCAAGAGAUGACCUUAGAUGAGUGGAAAAGCCUUCAAGAACAAACCAGACCAAAGCCUGAGUUCAAUAUCCGGAAGCCAGAGUCCACAGUUCCUUCCAAGGCAGUGGUGAUUCACAAGUCCAGAUAUAGAGAUGAUAUGGUGAAGGAUGACUAUGAAGAUGAGUCUCAUGUCUUCCGGAAAGCUGCCAACGAUAUCACAUCCCAGCUGGAGAUUAACUUUGGUAACCUCCCUCGCCCUGGACGGGGAGCCAGAGGCAGCACCCGGGGAGGCCGAGGAAGAAUCAGAAGAACAGAGAACUAUGGCCCCCGAGCAGAAGUGGUGAUCCAAGAUGUUGCUCCUAACCCGGAUGACCCUGAGGACUUCCCCGCCCUGGCCUAACAGCCACUCCCCUGCAGCAGAGCAGCACUAUGAAGAGACUUUCCUUGCCGCGAGAAGAGUCAGACUCUAAGAACAAUAGAUGUUGCUUUUCCCGGGUCGUGUGAAAUUGUUGCACUUUUUUGCUCUGUGGGAUGUGGAGUUCCCAUGAGGUCAGGCCCUUUCCCCAGAUGGAGGAAUCAUGUUUAAAUUGUGUAUACAUAACUUCCAGCACAGGAGUACAGAGUAAAUUAAAUUAGAAAAUAUUACUGCUGGGCAUGGUGGUGCAUGCCUUUAAACCUAGCACUUGGGAGGCAGUGGCAGGCAGAUCCUGAGUUCAAGGCCAGCUUGGUCUACAGAGUGAGUCUUGAAAAACAAGACAAGUCCUUUAGUGUUUAAGGACACAUGGAGACAUGGACAACUGUUCAGGUAGAGCAUUCCUACCCUAAUUUUCACACCAUUCACCUGUUAUUCCCAAGUUUUGGUUUAGACAUUCUGCACUAGGGACAACCACUCUGACGCAGAGAAGUGCUGGUAUUCAGUGGCUAUUUAAACUACCUCGUGGUCUGUGCGUGCAGACGUAGGGUUCAAGCGGUGGUUGAGUAUAUGAGUGUAAUUAUAUGUGUAUUUUUUUUCCUCCCUCAACUCUAGUGUUGGGAUUCAGCACUGUACUCUGAGCAGACUGACUUGUAACUCAAUCACAUUUACUGACGGCGAACAUGGGCUGGUCACUCCCCUGGGCUGUGUGCCCUAGUUCCUGUGUUCUUAAGGCCUCUAGUGGAGGUUUAGGGUCAGGGAUCACCUCAAUCACCCCAAACAGCUUGAGACCUAGGGCCACUCCUCCCACCCACUCACCCACUGGCAAAACUAGGGAAGAGUCAUUGGAUGUGGACCAGCCAAGGUGUUGGACAGCUGUAGAGAUUAGGAGGGGACAUUUGCCUGUUGUGCUUGCAAGGAAACCUUGCUCCCAAGACCUCUGCUCUCCCCACUUGGCCACAAAGUCUGAGAUGGUGCUGAACUGGAACCCAGGAAGGUGUAAGUGAAGGUUGGUAUUGUAUUCCCUCUGGACUUUGUAUAAAAACAACUGAACUCUUGGGGUUUGGUUGAGUCAUCAAAGUUGAAGCCCUGGACAUAACUAUUGAUGUUUGCUUUGGGUAACCACCUGCUUCUGACCCCAUGUUUAUUAAAUGAAUGAGUACAAAGGUA